This is a messenger RNA of Penicillium argentinense, 675 nucleotides long. Its product is annotated as GNAT family N-acetyltransferase. Gene Ontology annotation, molecular function: acyltransferase activity, transferring groups other than amino-acyl groups. The record is from RefSeq and is a predicted model, not a curated record. The transcript has 3 exons. The coding region runs from base 1 to 675 and encodes 224 amino acids. Lineage: Eukaryota; Fungi; Ascomycota; Eurotiomycetes; Eurotiales; Aspergillaceae.
AUGCCUGCUCUCAUGGAAGAUCCUUCCACCCGCCUCCCCGCACCCCAGACACACACCGCGGCUGCACCCACCUUGACCCCGCGACAGACUACUCUGCCCAAAGCAGGAGAUGCAGGCGUAACCCUGUACCCCAUCACAAAGGGACCGAGCAGUCUUCCCCAGGACCUCACUGCCUUCCUGCAUUCUGAGUUCAGCGCGGAGAUCGAGCGCGGCGCGACAUAUCCAAUGGAACAGCCCAUGGCUCUGGAUCAAUUCCGGGAUUAUUGGUUCGGGACUUUUGCUGUUGUCGCUGUCUUGGAUGAGGAGGGUACUGCUCCUGGUGAGGGCUUGAGAGAGGGCCGAAAAUGGGAGGAUGUUUGCUUAGGAACUUUUUAUAUCAAGCCGAACUAUCCCGGCCGCUGCUCGCACAUCUGCAACGCAGGUUUUAUGACUACUAAUGCCGCACGAGGGAAGGGUGUUGGGCAAGUCAUGGGCGAGGCAUAUCUUGAGUUUGCGCCGAGAUUGGGAUACAAGUACUCCGUUUUCAACCUGGUCUUCGCCAACAACCCAGCCUCCAUUCGCAUCUGGGAGAAGCUCGGAUUCAGCGUCAUUGGACGCGUCCCCAAGGCAGCACGGCUGGCGAACAGCGAGGAGCUGGUUGACGCUUUGAUUUUCGGACGCGAGCUUGGGAAUUGA